CACAAAUGUCACACUUUAUAAGUUUUAAUAGUAAUUUUUCGAUUCUCCAAUUUCUAGGGCUCGAUUCUCAACGGAAUUCGAGUUUCUUCCUACCCAUCGCCCCCAAAUUCGAGAUAAUCUCCCUCUCUUUCUCUCGCUGCGCGACUGGAAGCAGCAGCGGGUUCUCGGGCUCUGCGUUCGUUUAGCUUCAAUCCCGAGAGCGUCCCUCUCAAUUUCUUGGGGAUUCUGGUCGGUUCCUGAGGCGGUGGUGCCGGAGGAAGCGAACGGCGAGUGAGGAAUUCGGUAGAGCAUUCGGUUUGCGUCCUUUGAUUCUGUCCGGGUUGAUGAACGGAGGUGGUGUGGAUUUUCUGGACCUCAGAUAUCGGCGGGCGACUUGUGCUCUGGCAAGAAAAGGUGGUAGCUGAUUAUACGCAUUGAAUGCCCGUUUCUUAUCAGUAUGUAUGGCCAGGGUUUCUAUGGUCCCCAGACUGGUCAAGGUCCUUACCCACAACAUCAUCUGCCCACUGCCUUGCCGCCUCCUAAUUCUUCCCAAUCUCUGGCAGCAUGGAAUUCUGUAAUGCGUCAGCCUCCUGCUUCUGUCCCUUUUCAGAUCAAUCAGCAGAUUCCUCGAGGAUCACCUUUUCAGGGUUCUCCUGCUGGAAUGACGAACACUACUAACCCGUCUCAUGCAUCCCUUCCCCCCCAGCCUCCGCCAGUACUUGGAAGAAUGCCGAUAACUGGUCCUUAUCGCAAUUCUCAGCAUAACCUACAUUAUCCUUUACAUGUAGGGACCCAGAAUUCCCACCACUUUCCAACUCCCUCACCUCCUCCUCCUCCUCCUCUUGUUCAAGGGCAACCUACAUACUGGCACCCAGUCAAUUCGCAGCCUAGGCAGCCUAUUUCUGUACAGAUUCCUCCAAUCCCCAAUACCCCCCCCCCACUGCCUCCCCCUCCCCCUUCCCAACCUCCGCUUCCAUAUGCCUCUUCAUCACCUGUUCCACCUUCUCCACCAUUCUGUAGACCUCUGCUGCCCACAUCUUCUGUGUCCAAUAUUUCUUCUUCCACAUUGGCACUUGAUGUUUCUGGACAGAGAAAUGACAAAGUUGUCACUUCUGAAGGAAGGGCUGUGGAGUCAUUAAGUAAACAGUACGGAUCCAUUUCUGCAUUAGGUAGAAGUACGGCUUUGGAGAUAGACGUCCAUCCAGCUCCACCAAAACCAGCUGACAAGAAUAUCAUGAAAAGGAUCGAAACUUUAUACCAGUUUAUUGCCAAGAAUGGCCCUGGUUUUGAAGAUAUGACUCGAACCAGGGAGUCUGCAAAUCCUGAGUUCAAAUUUCUUUUUGGUGGUGAGCCUGGAAGUGAUGCUGCGGUUGCACAUGAAUAUUAUCAAUGGACAAAGAAAAAAUACACUUUUGGAGAUAAGUUGCAGGAAGGUGCCUUAAACUUAAGGCCUUCGGAGGCUGGUAUUUCUGUGCAAACCAAACCAUUCACUAUGACUUCUGCAGUGCAUCCGAGUUCUGAUUCUGACAUGGAGAUGGAAGAUGAUAUUACCCAGGUUGACAUGGAUCAGGAGAUGGAAAGACCAGUUGAAUAUUAUCGUCAGGACUCUGAUUUGGUUCGUUAUGAUCAGGAUGGGAAAGAGCCGCCAAUGCCACAAACUGUUCAGUGUGCAUCAGCUCAGGAUGUUUUGUGCUAUAAAGUUCCUUUUUCGGAGGUUCCAGGUCGGAGUGACUAUGGACAUCAAGGAUCUGGUAUUCUUCCUUAUCAUGAGUGGUUGCUACCUGGAAGUUCAUCAAAUAGGAUCUGCUCAGACUCUAAUCUGGCCGAACCUGCUGGAGCCGGCAUUGCCAAAAAAUUGGUGACUGUCCUAGCUGAUGUUUCAAGGCCUCCAAUUUCUUCACCAGCUGUCAAAAGUGGUAGGCCAUUCAGAUUAGUGCAAGACGAUGCUUCCAAUGACAGCUUGGAGAACUGUGCUGUGCCGCAUUCCAAAGGAAAGCAUACGACGGCUGAACUGUCAGUUGCGCCUGGUUAUAUAAACAAGUCUGAUUAUACUGAAUGUAGAUCUGAGUCAUAUUUACAAGUUGCAAACCUCGGCAAGAUUGAACAGGUCGUUGGACCACUAUCAGAAUCUGGGAAAUCAUUUGUGGCUCCAACUAGUGUUUCCAAUGUGAAGACUAGGGUUGUGGAAACUGUUGCAACCUUAUCUGAAAUUGGGCUGAGUGAUGAACCUUCUGAUACGAACUACAAUGACCAAGGAACAAUUCACAAUGCUGCGUGUUUAGAAGCUUUCGCUAGGAAUAACAGCUUAAGAAGUCUAAGCACUGGGUCACAUGAGAAUGGUACGUCUGAGAAGGAAACCGGAGGAGAGAAACUAAGGCCCAAUUCAACUCCAGUACAAGUGGAUGAAUUUGGGAGGCUCGUGAGAAAAGGAACAAGUGACUGGGAUUUGGAUGAUUCAUUAUAUGCUGGGAGGCGUCAUAAGAAAAGAGAGAGAAGUCAGAGCUGGAGCCAGUCUCCAGUAGGUAGAAGGAAUAGACGGAGGAGGAGUUUGCCAUGGGCCAUAGACAGACGAAACCGAUCUCGCCUGGAGAAUUCCACGGCCCAGCGAUGCAAUGCAUCAAAUCCUUUACGUGAAAAGAAGUACUCAAAGAGAAAGAAGAAGCAAAGUCAGAAAAGGCUGAAAAGGAAGCAAGCAAGAAAAAAUGGUGCAGAACUCCCAUAUGCUGUUCUGCAAAAGAUAAAAGAGGAGAGGAAGAAGAAGAGGAUAAUGAGGAGGGCGCAGAAAAGAGAGGCAACAGCUAGGGAGAAGGUCUCUGGGAAGAGCAAUCUGCUCGGCGAUGUCCCAAAUAAUGUCUUGCAAGUGGCUGACUUGGAUGAAAGUGUCAUGAGAGAAUUUUCCUCAACCUGCGAUUGUAAACCAGAGCAAGUAGAAGAAAGGUUGCAAGAUACAUCAGCACAGGCUUCCAUGGGAACUUCGAAAGAAGAAGCCUCUGUUCCUGAUCCAGAGCAGAGGCUUGAUCUUCCAGAAAGACCUGAGACCAUCAAGCUGCAUAGUGCAGAAGAUGGUUCUGCUGAAGUUGUUCUAGUUGAAAGCACGGCUGUGACCGAGGCUACAGAAAACAAGAAUGCUGAAAAGCUUAUCCAGGUUCAGACAGUGGAAGAGCAUGUGUCUUGUGUUGAUAAAGAAGUUGAAGCUGCAUCCAAUUGCAAUGCAGAAGCUUCAGUUGAGUCGGGUCGUGUUUCUUGUUGUGAGCACUCAAACGGGAAUGGUUUCAAGGUAAAUAGGCAGAUUGAUGAAGUAAAUCCUUCGUCCGAAUUGUUGGUGUCCGAAGGUGAUAUUAAAUUGGAUAUCAACAUCAAUGAAGGAAGCAUGCCUUUGCAAAUUCCUGGUAUAUCAUCAGAGAGGACUAGUGUUGAACCUUCUAGAAAGAAGCUUCUUAUACUUGAUCUGAAUGGACUCUUGGCAGAUAUAAUUCCAUAUGAUGGCUACGGAUGUAAACCGGACUUAAUUGUGUCGAGAAAAGCAGUAUUCAAAAGGCCCUUUGUUGACGAUUUUUUACAGUUUUGCUUUGAGAAAUUUGCUGUUGGGGUUUGGUCUUCAAGGACAGAGAGAAAUGUGGUGCCAGUUGUAGACUUUCUUAUGGGCGACUCCAAAGAGAGAUUGCUUUUCUGUUGGGAUCAGUCCCACUGUACUGCAACAAAGUUCACUACCAUCGAGAACAGGGAUAAGCCCCUGGUUUUGAAGGAACUUAGGAAAUUGUGGGAUAAGCUCGAGCCUAAUCUUCCAUGGGAGAAGGGAGUGUAUAAUGACUCAAACACUUUGUUGUUGGAUGAUUCUCCGUACAAAGCCCUUCGCAAUCCGCCAAACACUGGAAUAUUUCCUUACUCAUACCACUAUAGAGAUGCUCAAGACGAUUCAUUAGGACCUGGAGGUGAACUGCGGGUAUACCUAGAAAGCUUAGCUUUGGCUGACGAUGUUCGGAAGUAUGUAGAGCAGAAUCCAUUUGGUCAAAGAGCAAUUACAAAGUCAAAUCCAUCCUGGAAUUAUUAUAAGAGGGUGUUAGCUGCAGACGCACCUGAAGAUGCUACUUCUGUAUCGAACUUGGUUUUUGACAACUUGAACAUCUUUUUUGUUCGAGGUUGUUUAAGAAUUAAAAGCAUGUGAUGUUGCGCAGCAGCCGCUGGAAGUGUUUAGUUCAUCUAAAAAUGUCUUUAACUGUUGUUACAUCGAUAAUCUCUUGUUUUUGGGGUGAGAAAAACUUCUUCUUUUGACAGUCAAGUUUUAGAUAGUGUGUAUCUUUAUAGGUGGUGAAAAUUUUUUGAAUUCUUCAAGCCGGUCGCUUGUGUACAAUAAACUGUAAUCUUCGCAAUUCAGCCUAGCUCUGUACUGACAAAAGAAAAGGCUAUUCUAGAUACCGUGCCUUUAAAUUGAUGCAAUUGGAUGGUCUGUUCCCUGCUUCUCUUGCAUA
Rhodamnia argentea is the source of this 4448-nucleotide messenger RNA. RefSeq lists its product as uncharacterized. The record is from RefSeq and is a predicted model, not a curated record. The coding region runs from base 437 to 4144 and encodes 1235 amino acids. The transcript has 12 exons. NCBI's taxonomy places the organism in Eukaryota, Viridiplantae, Streptophyta, Magnoliopsida, Myrtales, Myrtaceae. Gene Ontology annotation, molecular function: phosphoprotein phosphatase activity; RNA binding. Gene Ontology annotation, biological process: RNA processing.